Messenger RNA from Diaporthe batatas, 1777 nucleotides. RefSeq names its product cleavage polyadenylation factor subunit CLP1. Gene Ontology annotation, cellular component: mRNA cleavage factor complex; nucleus. Gene Ontology annotation, molecular function: polynucleotide 5'-hydroxyl-kinase activity. Gene Ontology annotation, biological process: tRNA splicing, via endonucleolytic cleavage and ligation. Lineage: Eukaryota; Fungi; Ascomycota; Sordariomycetes; Diaporthales; Diaporthaceae. The transcript is spliced from 3 exons. The record is from RefSeq and is a predicted model, not a curated record. Bases 243 to 1622 code for a protein of 459 amino acids.
CCAAAAGCUGCUGUGCAGGUAGGAAGGUAGGUGGUACCUGGGUACUUGCCCAGGCUAGGCUAUUUUGCUUGGGGCAGAUCUUUUGCUGUACGGAGUACAUGGUAGCUCUCGAUAUCUGCGGGCCGCAAGCAGCAGCUCCACAAUCGCGUCCCGCCUUGAGUCGAACCCGACAAGGCUGAGCUGCUGCCAUCCUCGGCCCUAUCCUUAUCACCAGUCGAAUAUUUGGGGAUGAGCAUUCCGCCAUGUCAAUUCCUGGAUUAGGGCAGCUGCCCAUCAAGGCAGCCACCACUUCCGCCCGCAAGAUAAACCUCCGGCCCUUCUGGGAAUGGCGCUUCCAGAUCCCCCAUAACAACACCGUGGCCGUGCGGCUCGUCUCCGGCACCGCCGAGCGCGACGGCACCGAGCUCGCCCUCAACGUUACCUACAAGUUCCGCGGCAUAAAGUCAAAGAUUCUGACCUGGCGCGGCUGCGAGCUCGACAUCGAACCCUCGGGCGAAUUCGACGAGUAUUUGGCCGAGUACGCCGGCCCCGACGAGACGCCCGAGGUCUCGUACCUGAACCUGCACUUCCUGCUCGACGGCCUGAGGAAAGAAGCCAGGGCGAGGAGCGCCACAGGCCCGCGCGUCCUGAUCGCCGGCGCCCCCAGUGUCGGCAAGACGAGCUUGGCGCGCACGCUGGCGGCGCUCGCCGUCAAGUCUGGCGCGCAGCCGGUGGUGGCCAACAUGGACCCGCAUGAGGGUAUGCUGAGUCUGCCAGGGACACUAACCGCUGCCGUCUACGCCACGAUCAUGGAUUUGGAUGGUGAGGGGACGAAUGGGUGGGGUGGGACCCCAACCAGUGGACCGUCUGGCGUGCCCGUGAAGCUGCCCAUUGCACAGUAUUAUGGUCGCCAGGACGCGACGGACGAUAUCCAGCUGUACAAGGAGCUUGUGUCGAAGCUUGCUGGGGCCGCGACCGCCCGCAUGAGCGGCGAUGGGGACGUAAAGAGUUCUGGGAUGAUCAUUGACACGCCAGGCAUCGAAUUCUCUGGCCAGAUCGAACCAGGGACCUUGGACGCCUUGACCCACGUGAUCGACGAGUUCUCUGUCAACAUCGUCGUUGUCCUGGGCUCACCCAAGAUACAUACGGAGCUACAGAAGCGCUUUGCUAGGGAGAAGACGACGCUGGGCGAGCCCAUCGCGUCGGUAUUGCUUGAUCAGUCUCACGGUGUCGUCGAGAGGGAUGAGGGAUGGAUGAAGCUUAUGCAAGAGGCUGCUAUUAAGGAAUACUUCUUUGGGGACAGCAAGAGGACCUUGAGUCCCUUUUCUCAGCAAGUUGAUUUUGAUUCCGUGGCUAUCUACCGUAUUCCCGAGCCGAACGAGCAUGGCAGUGAAGGGCGAGGACUUGAGAAGAUCGAACCUACGCCAGCCCUGUCCCACUGGACCCUGGCGGUUAUGAACGCUUCGGUCGGUGACUCUCCGGAAAGCAUACGGACGGCGUCGGUGCUGGGAUUUGUCUACAUCUCGGACGUUGUCAAGGAUAGAAGAAAGCUGAGCAUGCUCACGCCUGUGAGCGGUAGGCUCGGCCAGCGGCCAUUAUUGUGGGGGAACUGGCCGGAGCAAUAUAUCAAUCUCUUGGGAUGAGCACGUCUGUCACGCAGUUUGGCUUUUCAGGGGCAACAGACUUGCCACCUUCUGGCUCGUCUCGGUUUGGGCUGCAUUGGGACCGGCGUUCACGGCGUCAUUUUUUCGUACUAUAGACGAUUAGAGGACUUCAAGAAUUGUACAAGGUACCAAUC